Messenger RNA from Drosophila suzukii, 1211 nucleotides. It is a transcript of the gene Ppt2, whose product is annotated as palmitoyl-protein thioesterase 2. Gene Ontology annotation, cellular component: lysosome. Gene Ontology annotation, molecular function: thiolester hydrolase activity. Lineage: Eukaryota; Metazoa; Arthropoda; Insecta; Diptera; Drosophilidae. The record is from RefSeq and is a predicted model, not a curated record.
GCCAGGAGCAAGAAGAAGAGCAGCUAAUAAAGAUACGGAUACAUCAACAACAACAGUUGCAAACCAAUUUCAUUGUUCAGCGUAAAAUGAGGCUUUAUUGGCAAGUCCUGCUGGCGUUUUUCGCAACUUGUUCGCCGAUUUCCGGCUCUCUGGCCUUUAAACCAGUGGUCAUCCUCCACGGAAUCCUCUCCGGCGCCGAAUCGAUGUCUUCUCUGGUCCGGGAAAUCGAAGAGUUUCAUCCUGGGACCAUAGUUUACAACUGCGACAAAUUUAGCGGAUGGUACAGUCUGGAGAACGCCUGGCGGCAGGUGGAUCAAGUUAGGGAUUACCUUAACGAAGUGGGCAAACUUCAUCCAGAGGGCAUUAUCGUCCUGGGAUACUCCCAAGGAGGCCUUUUGGCCCGGGCGGCCAUCCAAAGUCUGCCAGAUCACAAUGUGAAGACCUUUAUAUCCCUAUCUUCGCCACAGGCGGGCCAAUAUGGAACCAGCUUCCUGCAUCUGAUUUUUCCGGAUCUGGCAGCCAAGACGGCCUUCGAACUGUUUUACUCGCGAGUGGGACAGCACACCUCGGUGGGUGGCUACUGGAACGAUCCGCAGCGACAGGAGCUCUACAUGAAGUACAGUGAGUUCCUGCCGCUGAUCAACAACGAGAAGAAGACCUCCAACUCCACAUCCUUCAAGAUGGGCAUGGUGCGACUCAACAGGUUGGUGAUGAUCGGCGGGCCCAACGACGAUGUGAUCACUCCCUGGCAGUCUAGUCACUUUAGUUACUACGACGAAAAUAUGGAUGUGAUCCCAUUUAACAAGCGAAAGUUAUUCACUACCGACUCCAUCGGCAUCAAAACUCUUCAGGAGGCUGGCAAACUCAUUAUUGUGAUCAAACCCCAUGUCCAUCAUCUUGCCUGGCACACGCGGAAGGACGUCAUCCACGAAGUUAUAAUGCCAUAUCUGGACUGAACAAAAACCAAACAUAACCAAAUUGUACUGAAGCGAUCAAAGGGCUGUGAUCGACAAGGCGGAUAAAAGCUCGCUCUCAUCAAUAAGCAUUAAUGUGAAGUUGCUACCUGGCUGUCAGGCUAUACAAUGAUCUUUUAUAGGUAAUUUAGAUUAAGAAUGUUUACAAUGACCUGAAGAUAGCAGGAGAGAUUUAUACAAAGUUAUAAAAUACAUAUACAUAGGUGCUUAGGAAAAUAAAUAUAAUUUUAUAAAAAC